GCAUGGAAAUAAAGUUAAAUUUAUUUUAGUUUUAGUUAUGAUGUGUAAUGUAAUUUUUUAACACACUAAAAUUUGAGUUUUGACAAUUUAAUUAUUGGUCUUAUUUUAAUUAUGUAACAAUGAGUAAUAUUUUGUGAAAACUUUGUUUUUAAAAUAAGUAAAUUAACAAUUGAAGAUAGAAUAUUAUUAAUAUCAGAACACAAAUAAUUAAUAUUUAUAGUUGAUUCCAUAAUUAUUAUGGAUUCAACUAAUUUAAUUCAUAUUUGGAGCAAGUUAGGAAAACUUACUGUAGAUUGUGUUAGAAAUAUACAAAUUACAUCAGAGGAACAAAUAGUAAGAUUGGAUGAAGUAUACAAUAAUAUAUUGAAUUCUGUACAGCAAAAUAAUGUGUCUGUAAAUGUACCAGGGAAUAAAACAAUCAAAAGACAAUCAAGGAAAGCUCAUUUAUCUAACCAAGUUGGAGACUUAUUUGUUACUGAAACUGAUUUCCAAGAACCGUCUGAACCAAUUGUUCGUCGAACUAAAAGAUUAGCAUCAAUUGUUGCUUCUGAUAAAAUUAAAAAUUCAAAAAAGUCUGCUACAAAUAGCUCAGAAACAAAACAAACUAGAGAAAAUAGAGCAAGAGCUAUUUCUACCAGUGUGGAUAUUGCUCCUUUUAUAUGUCCUAAUGCAAAUUCGACCUUUGUUGUUGAACACAAAAACAUCUCUUCAAAUAACGAUGACCAAUACUUUUUAACUGAUGAUAAAAUAAAUACUAUGACUAAAAAUUCCAAAAUUGAUGAUAUAUGUGAAAUUUCUAGUAAACAAUCAAAAAAGAAUGUUGAAAAGCAAAUAACGUCACCAAAGAACAAUGUGGAAAAUAUAUUAACUCAAAACAUUGGAGACUUAGAUAAAGAAAUAUUGCUAUGCCCAAAAGACAGAAAACGAGAAAAACUAGAAGAUAUUGAUAUAAAUGUUGAUGAAUUAAUGCCACAACAUAUGACAAGAAUAAAAAAAAGAAAAUUGGAAGAUGAGGUUAAAAUUAUACAUGUACCAUUAGAAAAACAAAUAUCAACUCCUCAGGCUAAUGUAGACGCAAUGACAUCAGUAACGCCUCAUCAAUUUAGAGAAGAUGGAGCUGUAAAAAGAAAAGAAUUAUUUCUUAAACAGAAAGCAGAUCAAAAAAAAAAUGAUGAACUACAAACGAAGGCAGCCAAAUUAAGAGAAGAACAAACAAAACUUUAUCAGGAAAAAAUUCAAAAAAUGGCUGAAGAGAAACAGAAAAAAGAAGAGAAUAAAAAAGUUAAAGAAAUGUUGCAAAAGGCAGAACUAAUAAAAAUAAAAAAACAGGCUGAAAUUCGUAAGGCUGAAGUAACCGCUAAACGGAAACAAGCUGAAGAAGCCAAAAUUUUAAAAGUUGCCCAAAAAGCUGAAGCUGAACGUUUAGCUAAACUAAACGAAUUAAAAAAACAAGAAAAAAAAAUUUUCAUUUCUCAUAAAGCAACAACGUCAACUCCUACAUUAAAGAAAAAUAUAGAACAAAAAACUAAAACUCAAAAAAUAGAGAAUAUAAUAAACAAUGACUAUGGAUUAAAUGAUAUAUCAGCUCGUGAUUCUUCUGAAGAAGAAUCCAGACCUAGGAAGCCAAUUCCUGAAUGGGCAAAACGAGAAAAUAGAAUAACAAUACUUGAAAUCCAAUCUUAUGUAAGCUCAGGAAUUAGAGACCCAUUUUUUGACUGUCCUACCCAGAUUAACCUCAAACAGAUGUUUCAAGGUUGGAAUAUUCGAGAAAGACAACGCACAUCAAGCGCUGUAUGGACUACACCACCUAAGUAUAAUGAAUAUGUUCAUAAAUAUUAAUAUCUUAUAAUUACAGUUAUAUAAAUUGAUUAUCUAUUUCUAUUUGCCAUAAAAAUUACAAGAAACUUAAAAAAUUAUUUCUUUAAUAAAUUAUUUAUAUAUUAUUUAACUAAAUUCUUAAAAAAAUUUUGCUAACAGUGUUUGAUUAUUAUUAUUAUUAUUUUGUAAAUUUUAUGUACU
This is a messenger RNA of Daktulosphaira vitifoliae (grape phylloxera), 2019 nucleotides long. Its product is annotated as inner centromere protein-like. NCBI's taxonomy places the organism in Eukaryota, Metazoa, Arthropoda, Insecta, Hemiptera, Phylloxeridae. Bases 238 to 1839 code for a protein of 533 amino acids. The transcript is spliced from 12 exons. Gene Ontology annotation, cellular component: meiotic spindle midzone; kinetochore; chromosome passenger complex. Gene Ontology annotation, biological process: metaphase chromosome alignment; mitotic cytokinesis; meiotic spindle midzone assembly. The record is from RefSeq and is a predicted model, not a curated record. Gene Ontology annotation, molecular function: protein serine/threonine kinase activator activity.